CACGUGGUGGGCGGCCGGAUGAUGGCGGGUGCUGCUGAAGAUUCCCGAGCGCUUUUCGGAGCUGGAGUCCGCGCGGCCUUGGAGGCUUGGCCCGCCUUGCAGAUCGCUGUGGAGAACGGCUUCGGGGGUGUGCACAGCCAGGAGAAAGCUGAGUGGCUGGGGGGUGCAGUGGAGGAGUACUUCUUCCGCAAUGCUGACUUGGAGCUAGAUGAGGUGGAGGACUUCCUCGGGGAGCUCAUGACAAACGAGUUUGAUACGGUUGUGGAGGAUGGGAGUCUGCCCCAGGUGAGCCAGCAGCUGCAGACCAUGUUCCACCACUUCCAGAGGGGUGAUAAGGAUGCUCUGAAGGAGAUGGCCUCUCUCAUCACCCAAAGAAAGUGCAGAGUCAGAGCCACUGCACUUGCAGCAGCCAAAGAGACUGAUGAGGGUGAGGAUGAUGCAAACAGCGUGGAGGAGAUGGAGGUCACAGCUACGAAUGAUGGGGCAGCUACAGAUGGUAUCUGCCCCCAGCCUGAACCCUCUGGACCAGGCUCCCAGACUAUUAAGGAAGAGGAUAUAGUGGAGGAUGGCUGGACCAUUGUCCGGAGAAAGAAAUGAGUGGGGCUGGAAACGGUUUGGGCCCUUGCUUGCUAGUUGACUGGGGACUUUUUUGGAGGGUCGUGGACCUCUGGACUGGUUGCCCCAUCUCUACCCUCUCCCUGUUCCCCUGUGUAGUUCCCUCCAGGGGAAGAAGAGCCCUGGGGUCCUUGGUCUUGGGGUGGUGGAACCUGGUUCACCAGGGCCUGAAGUUACUAUCCGAGUGAUAAGGCUGGGUUUCCCAGUAAAGUGCCUCUUGGGUGCAGUCAUUGUGAAGAGGGAGGGAUGAGUGGGUGUGGGAGUGACUGAAGGAGAAGCUAAAUGCUGAUUGAUAGUAGGCAGGUGGAUUUGUGAAGGGAGAGGACCAGCAGGAGAAACAAUAUUCCUGCUGGGUCAGGAAUGGUGAGAUGAACAUGCAAAUGGAGAGAUCAGAUGAAGAUGUGAAUGAAGGUAGUUGUGGUUCCUCUCCCUCUUUUCCCUACCCCCUGUCCCCCCCUCCCAGAGCAGCUCUGUACCCUUGCCCAGAAAUUGGAACCCCCCAGGAAUGCUCUCUUCCUGCAGUCUAGCCUCCAGCCCUGGGUUCCUUCUUGAAGUCUAAGACCUUGGCUAGGUGGUGAGCUUGGGGGACCUGGGCUUUGUUUUCUGUCUCUUCUAACCUCCUUCCAAACUUCUCAUCCCAUCCAAGUUCUGGGAUGCAGUUUAAGACCUCAAUAAAUAAUACCUUAUUGUUCAAUUUGUGGCUUGACCUGUGAAUAGCCUUGGAGUCAGCCUUCUGGGAGCUGAGCUUCAGAGCUCAGCAAGGGUAUGGCUUCUGGGCCCACCCCAGCAGCCUGGUACUUUGGACAAACAGAAGGACGAACGGAGCACAGCAGCGCUCUGAAAGUUUCCAUAAGCCUGAAAUAAACUGUAUUUUUCUUUAAAAAACAAAA
Messenger RNA from Camelus dromedarius (Arabian camel), 1505 nucleotides. RefSeq names its product TSR2 ribosome maturation factor (gene TSR2). The record is from RefSeq and is a predicted model, not a curated record. Gene Ontology annotation, biological process: maturation of SSU-rRNA from tricistronic rRNA transcript (SSU-rRNA, 5.8S rRNA, LSU-rRNA). Bases 19 to 597 code for a protein of 192 amino acids. Lineage: Eukaryota; Metazoa; Chordata; Mammalia; Artiodactyla; Camelidae. The transcript is spliced from 5 exons. Gene Ontology annotation, cellular component: nucleus.